UUCUUCCGCGUCUGUUUACCUGAACCUCGGAAGUUUCACAAAUGGGCGUUUGUUUCUGAAUUAAACAGGUCACAAAAAGUCACAAAGUUUUAUAUUUGUGUCCUUGUGUGAGUGAGUUAUAGGUAGAAAGAAAAACGAGAGCAAGAGGGAAAUGCACUGAUAAAGUAAAAGCGCAAAAAAGGGCAGUUAAAGUUUUGUUUUCGUUAAAGUUAGCUGAAGUUGUCCACAAUGGGAUGUUGUAACAGCACCGAGAGCAAACGUGAUUGGAAACCACUGGAGCAGCGCAGCUGCACGGACAUCCCAUGGCUCAUCAUAUUCAUAUUGUUUUGUAUUGGGAUGGUGUGUAUAUGUGCCUUUCCCAUCGCCACAGGAGCUGCCUCCAGGCUUAUCUCAGGAUAUGACAGUUAUGGCAACACCUGUGGCAAGAAUAACACCAAGAUCGAGGGAGUACCCCUGAGUGGCCGGGACAUGACAGAAAACAAGUAUGUUUUCUUUCUAGACCCUUGCAACCUUGAUUUAAUCAACAGGAAGAUCAAGUCGAUUGCUCUGUGUGUCUCCAAAUGUCCUGCUGCUCAACUGAAGGAAUACAGUGAUUUAAAGCAGUUUGCUCUGAAUAAUGGAUCUUAUCUCUGCUCCUAUGAUAUUUCUCCUACAAGAUACACAAGCCAUUCAGACAGAUUCACUAAAUGUCCCAAACUCCCUGUUCCACCAAGUAAAUCUGUCCCAUUGUUACACCGCUGUAUUCCUGUGGAUAUUGGAUGCUAUGCAGAAUUCGCCCAGGCAUUCAUCACAUUUGUCAGUGACAACACUGUGCUGCGCCGAGUCAUUUCUGGGGUGAUGGCCAGCAAGGAGAUCAUCAUGGGCCUUUGUUUGCUGGCUUUAGUCCUGUCCCUGAUCAUGAUGGUUGUCAUUCGUUACAUCUCCAAAGUGCUGGUGUGGAUUCUAACGACUCUGGUAGUCAUUGGCUCUAUAGGUGGGACAGGCGUCCUCUGGUGGCUCUAUGCAGACCACAAGAGAGCCCUUGAUAAUAACACCUUAUCAGUAUUUGGAAAAGAAGUUGCCUCAGACAAUGUAAAGGCCCUGCUUGUGUAUGCAAUUGGUGCAACAAUUUUCACGGUAGUUCUCCUGCUGGUGAUGUUCUUCAUGAGGAAGCGUGUGGCACUAACGAUCUCCCUGUUCCACGUGGCUGGUAAAGUGUUCAUCCACCUUCCCCUGCUGGCUCUGCAGCCUUUCUGGACCUUCCUUUGUCUCAUGCUCUUCUGGGUCUACUGGAUCGCUGUGCUUCUCUCUCUCGGGACUUCAGGCACACCAGUAAAGAACAACUCUACAGGCGUGGUUGAAUAUCAAAUGCAAGGGCCUCUGCAGUACUUGGUGUGGUAUCAUGCUGUGGGUCUCAUCUGGAUUAGUGAGUUCAUACUUGCCUUUCAGCAAAUGACCAUCGCGGGAGCUGUUGUCACUUACUACUUCACAAGGAAUAAGUCCCAGUUGCCAGCAACUCCUAUCCUCUCCUCUAUGAUACGUACCAUCCGCUACCAUCUGGGUACUCUGGCCAAAGGCUCCUUCAUCAUCACACUUGUUAAGAUCCCUCGUCUCAUCCUAAUGUACAUCCACAGCCAGCUCAAAGGAAAGGAAAAUGCCUGUGCUCGCUGCAUGCUGAAAGCUUGUGUUUGCUGUCUGUGGUGUCUUGAGAAGUGCCUUUCGUACUUAAAUCAAAAUGCUUACACUGCAACAGCCAUCAACAGCACCAGUUUCUGCACCUCUGCCCGCGAUGCUUUCCUUAUCUUGGUGGAGAAUGCACUCCGAGUGGCCGCCAUCAACACUGUGGGCGACUUUGUCCUCUUCUUGGGAAAGGUGCUUAUAGUCUCCUGUACAGCUUUCGCCGGCAUCCUGGCUCUGAACUACCAGAGGGAAUACACCGUGUGGGUCCUGCCUCUUCUCAUCGUCUGUCUGUUUGCCUUCCUGGUGGCUCACUGCUUCCUUUCUGUCUUUGAAAAUGUGGUGGACGUUCUCUUCCUCUGCUUUGCUGUGGACACAAAGUACAAUGAUGGCAGCUCUGGGCGCGAGUAUUACAUGGACAAGGCCUUAAUGGAAUUUGUUGAGAACAGUAAAAAAGAAGGUUUGUACAAGCCUGGUGAUGGAGAUGGACGGGAGAUGAAGUCCUUGGCACGUGGAGGGACUUCUGCUUGACCAAGUGCCAGAAAGACGGUGAAAACCACUAAAAAUACACCAAAGCCUAACUUGAAGUAUACUAGCAUUUCACUCCAGGGACAUCAGUAAGAUGACUAACACUGUACAGAAGCUAUGCAGAGUUUCAGCAAAAGAUGCAAUGGGUUUCAUUUUUUUCUUCUUUUUUUUUGAGUAGGAGGGAGUGUUUAUUUAAAGUUUGACACUAAUAGCUAUAGUAUGUCAAAAGCAUAUUUGGGAGUGUUUUGUUAUUAAUAGGACAGGUUUACUAGUUUGGUCUUUUUUUUUUUCUUACUUUUUAACUGAGUUUUCUUUUUUAUUCCAAUUUUAAAUAAGCAAUUUAACAUGGUUUAAAGGAGAGUUCCGGUCGAUUUCAGCAUGUAGCUCUGUUUUAAAAAAAAAAAGUGUAGUGCUGUCAUUAGCGAGACAAAUGAAAACAAUCUGUGCAGUCUACACCAAGUUAUCCUCCUGCUAGAUUUUGCACCCAACAGGCUUAAACAAGGCAAGUUUGAAACUUGUUUUAAACCUCUAAACAUUCUCAAAAUGUCAGUAACAGUGCUAUGGAAUGUGCAGUUAUCCCUUCUAAGUGAACACGGCGAAUUUGACUGCGGUAGAUGUGACAGAAAGGCAUAAAUGUUGUGCUAAUUCAGCCAGUGCACAUACCUCUGUUUAUUUCCGGUGAAGUCCACACUAGUCGAUUAUCACAACUUUUAAGCCUUUCUGUCACAUAUACUGCAGUCAGAUUCACUGUGCUCACUUAGAAGGAAUAACUGCACAUGGCUAGGCACUGGUAAUGACAUUUUUAACAUGUUUAGAGGCUACAAACACGUUUAAAACUUGCCCUGUUGAAGCCUGUUGGGGACUAACUCUAGAAGGAGGAUACCAGUAACAAGGUGUAGGCAGCACUUAUUGUUUUAAUUUUUCUCUCUCUCUACUUUUCUCUCAGCACUCCAACUUUCCCAACAACAGAGCUACGUGUUGAAAUUGACCGGAAUUCUCCUUUAACAUGUGUGGUUUUACUUAUUGUGUAAUUAUUGUUAGCUGUAGUUUGUUUCAGUGUACAUUUUUAAAUGGAUAGCUAACUGUGUUUUGUCAAAGGCUGUUCAUGUUGUUUUAUUACUUCUAAAGUUUUAUACUUAAAUAAAUUCAAA
Messenger RNA from Etheostoma spectabile (orangethroat darter), 3335 nucleotides. RefSeq names its product solute carrier family 44 member 1a (gene slc44a1a). The record is from RefSeq and is a predicted model, not a curated record. Bases 229 to 2187 code for a protein of 652 amino acids. The transcript is spliced from 16 exons. Gene Ontology annotation, molecular function: transmembrane transporter activity. Gene Ontology annotation, biological process: transmembrane transport. NCBI's taxonomy places the organism in Eukaryota, Metazoa, Chordata, Actinopteri, Perciformes, Percidae. Gene Ontology annotation, cellular component: membrane.